UUCUCCUUCCAGGAAAACGGCUGGGGGGCAUCCCUUGCUGAGAGACUGGUCAGAAAAUGUGAUGUUGUGAACCGAGGGCUCUCGGGGUACAACACCAGAUGGGCUAAAUUGAUCCUUCCAAGACUGAUCCCUAAAAGUACUAGUGCUGAGAGUAUUGUUGCGGUUACUAUUUUCUUUGGAGCAAAUGACAGUGCUUUGAAAGACCUGAACCCGAAGCAACACGUUCCUUUGGAGGAAUAUGCUGCGAACUUACAGAGCAUGAUACAGUACCUGAAAUCAGUAGGCAUUACUGAAGACAGGAUUAUUUUAAUAACGCCACCACCUCUUCAGGAAUCAGCUUGGGAAAAGGAGUGUCUUGCCAAAGGCAACCAAUUAAAUCGCCGCAAUGCCACCACUGGGGAAUACGCCCAGGCCUGUGUUCAGGUAGCCAGGGACUGUGGGACGGACAUACUCGACCUCUGGACACUGAUGCAAAAAAAUCAGGAUUUCUCUGCCUAUUUGUCUGAUGGUCUUCAUUUAUCCACAAAAGGCAACAGCUUUCUAGCAGCACAGCUUUGGUCAUGCCUGGAAAAAAAACUGUCUGCUCUUCCUUCGCUGCUUCCUUACUGGCGUGACGUGGACCAUACGAACCCUGAGGCCAGUCUUCUGUGA
Messenger RNA from Leptosomus discolor (cuckoo roller), 651 nucleotides. The record is from RefSeq and is a predicted model, not a curated record. Lineage: Eukaryota; Metazoa; Chordata; Aves; Leptosomiformes; Leptosomidae.